UUGUGGUAGUUGUGCUUUGUCAGUGAAUCGAAAAUUUAAAUGGCUGUGAAAAAAUUGCCAACCUAAAAUUCCCCACUAACCAGGAAGUACUUGGAUGAGGCGUUUAAAAAAACACUCUAUUUUCAAUUUCACUUCGGUCAAUCCAAGGAACUGAUCAUGAAGACUCUAGCUGCACAGUUUUUGGUUUGCGUCGUUGUCUUCGUCAGUCUUGCAUUCUCCCAAGAGGAUGGAGAGGGGAGGGGACUCCCAAAAUAUGCCGUGGUCAACAAACAAAUAAAUAUCAGGGAGAUCAUCCGAUUUGGCUGGAGAAGAGGAGAGGAGGGACAAGAAGAUACUGCUAGUUUUGAAAUCCCAGAAGACAAUAGUAACUCUUGGACCUCGUUAUCUUCGCUGUUGACAAAGGCAUCCAAUGCUGCUAGCUUGAGAAAGAUGAAAACAAUGUUGCCGCUCUCCGGCUUACGGUGGUUAGACCAAACCGACAACGAUCCUGGAAAAGCCGUUGUUUGUGGACCAGAGGGAGCUCACUUUAACAUCACAUGGGAACCGAAGGUCGUCGACUCCCAGAAGUCCGUCAAGGUUGAUUUUGACAUCACCAAUCCCAUCGACUUCGACAAGGGCCAGAUUCACUUAGAGUUAUAUCAAAAGGGUAGCAGUGACCCGAUGUUCUCCUUGGAUCAAGACAUGUCAUGCAGUCAAAUUGCUCAAGUGGCCCCAUUUGUUAAAUGCCCUCUAAAAAAGGGAAAUAGACUUGUACAUUCUCUCGAGUACAACAAAUUAAAAGCGCUUAAACCUGGAACGUACACCAUCGCACUAAAGAUCUUCAGCUACGAAGGAAACCCACAUCCACUCUUUGCCUGUUUGAACUUCACGGUACAGCUUGUUUAGAAAAACACGUUGUUGCCAUUCCAUCAUCAGAAAUAUUCAAUUAUUUCCCCCUCAGUUAUGCUUUAACACAUUUCCUGUUGUUAACGAUAGAUAAUUAUACUAAUUAAGAUCGAGUCGGAAAAAAAUAUGGAUAAUGAUAAACAGGAAUAUGAUAGUUUUAGAAGAUAAAGUUCUAUAGGCUGUGUGAAAUGACAUUUUUCAUAUUGUUAUAAUGAUGAAACGUGUGAUAAACGUCUAUAUCUGUGUUUUUUUUUUCUUUGUUGUUAUUAAAUAAUCUUUUAAUAAAAUAUAAUGAUUUAAA
Messenger RNA from Magallana angulata, 1186 nucleotides. RefSeq lists its product as uncharacterized. The transcript is spliced from 6 exons. Bases 157 to 885 code for a protein of 242 amino acids. The record is from RefSeq and is a predicted model, not a curated record. NCBI's taxonomy places the organism in Eukaryota, Metazoa, Mollusca, Bivalvia, Ostreida, Ostreidae.